Messenger RNA from Ipomoea triloba (trilobed morning glory), 2456 nucleotides. RefSeq names its product cold-responsive protein kinase 1-like. The record is from RefSeq and is a predicted model, not a curated record. The transcript has 9 exons. Bases 249 to 2225 code for a protein of 658 amino acids. Lineage: Eukaryota; Viridiplantae; Streptophyta; Magnoliopsida; Solanales; Convolvulaceae. Gene Ontology annotation, molecular function: protein kinase activity; ATP binding. Gene Ontology annotation, biological process: protein phosphorylation.
GAAUCUAUCUUCCGAUGAUGUUCGGUUGUGUUCCCAACAACGAAAAGGCACGCCCCCGCAGAAUCUGCAAUUGAGUCCCCACAACACACUGACCAUCAACACUGCCCUUUGUUCCCUCUUUUACUGAAAGAGAGAAACAAAAAGAAAAAGAAAAAGAGAGAAAGAAAAAGCGUUCCUUUUUCAGAAAGAGCGAGGCAGAGUGAAAGAAAGAAGUGAAGGGCGGCGACGGCGGGGUUCCUUCGGCCGCAAUGAGGCUCACCGGAGACGGGAAUGGUGGUGGUGGUGGGGAAGGAGGUUUGACGGUGGUCGGGGUGAAAAUGGAUGGCCGGAGUAAAGAGUUGUUGACUUGGGCUCUGGUUAAAAUCGCUCGGCCCGGCGAUCGCGUCGUUGCUCUUCACGUUCUCAAUCUCAAUACAGAAGAUAAAGGGGAGUUGCUUUCGUUGGUGAAGACGUUUGAUUCAGUGCUGGCAGCUUAUGAAGGCUUCUGCAACUUAAAGCAGGUUGAUUUGAAGUUUAAGGUUUGUAGGGGAUCACCGGUGCGUAAGAUCCUAGUCCGGGAAGCGAAAACUUAUAGAGCUGCAAAUUUGGUUGUUGGUACUUCGUCCACCCACCAUACAAUCCGGUCUACGGUUUCAGUUGCCAAGUAUUGUGCCAGGAAUGUUGAGAGGAGCGUUUCGGUUAUUGCUGUUAGUGAUGGGAAAAUUGCCUUUCAAAGGGGAGCAUCGGAUUUGAUUGGCCAAACGUGUCAUGUUGAUGUUCCUGGAACAGCACGACUGGCCUCUUCGAGUAGUGGCGGUGGUAAUGAGAGUAACCCUCUAGCUUUGGUGCCCGCCAAGUCUAUGGACCUGCCUGAAUCUAAGCCGGGAUGGUCGCUGCUUAGAAGAGUGCUACUUCAAAACGGGAAGAAGUCUGGAAAAUCUGCAAAAAUGUCGUCUUUAGUGCAACGGGUUCUGACUUUGCAAAGUAGGCAAUCUUUUGCAGCUAUCUACCCUGAUCACAAACAUGGUAUAUGCGAGGACAAUUGCCAUUCUCCUAGAUCAGAUGAAAAGAACGAUGAAAUUGCGUCUGCCUCAAGUGGCACGACCUCUCUUUCUGUUCCUAAAGAGCUAGAGGAUCUUUCGAAAAAGUAUGCAUCUCUCUGCAGAUUGUUCAGCUACGAGGAACUUUUGACAGCAACGUCUAAUUUCACAUCUGAGAAUAUAAUUGGAAAAGGCGGUAGCAGUAUGGUUUACAAAGGGUGCCUUCCCGAUGGCAAGGAAGUAGCAGUGAAAACGCUUAAGCCAUCACAAACUAUGGUGAUCCAAUUUUGUUCAGAAAUCGAGAUUCUUACAACUUUGCAUCACAAAAACAUUAUAUCGCUUCUGGGGUUUUGCUUCGGAGACAGCAAUCUUCUGUUGGUCUAUAAUCUGUUAUCCAGAGGAAGCCUCGAGGACAAUCUCCGUGGUACUCCAAAUGUCGGUAACACAUUUGGUUGGAGCGAUAGGUACAAGGUUGCUUUGGGCAUUGCUGAGGCGUUGGACCAUCUGCACAAUUCAGCUGAUGAACCUAUUAUACACAGGGACGUUAAAUCUUCAAAUAUUCUUCUUUCUGACGAUUUUGAGCCACGGCUGUCUGAUUUCGGACUCACAACAAUGGCUUCAAGUUUAUCGUGUCACUUAGAAAGCAUUGAUGUUGCUGGAACAUUCGGCUACUUGGCUCCGGAAUAUCUUGCCCAUGGAAAAAUAAAUGAAAAAAUUGAUGUGUAUGCAUUUGGUAUUGUGCUGCUCGAGCUUUUAUCGGGUAGAAAGCCAAUUGAUAAUAGGAAUGCCAAUGCACAGAAAAGCUUGGUUUUGUGGGCAGAAGAAAUGUUGAGGCUCGGGAAAGCUACAGCGUUGCUAGACGAAAGCUUGGUUGACGCAUACGACCAUGAUGAGUUCGAGAGAGUCGUCUUGGCAGCAAAACUUUGCAUCAACCAUGACCCGAGAUUUCGCCCUGAAAUAAACCUUGUGGUUAGACUUCUCCGAGGCGAACCGGAUGCAAUUGAUUUGGCGAGGCAACAUGUGGAUGGGUCGGAGGAAUUGGACGGGGUUGAUUGUGAAAAACCCGGAACCGACAUCCAAUCCUUGAUUAAUCUUGCAUUGUUGAAUUUGGAAGAUGAUUCCCCUGCAAGUAGCAGUAAUGGUCAAAACAUCUCAGUGGAGGAUUAUUUGCAGGGCAGAUGGAGCUGUUCCUCAAGCUGUGAUUAGGCUUUCUAACCAACAUUUUGGUCUGCAGACAAGCUAACAGUGUUCUUUUAUGUGUAAAUCCCCCCCUCCCCUCCCAUGUAGUUUCUUGGUUUGGUUUUGUUGUAAUUGUGUCUUUGUUGAUGGGUAUGCAAAGCUGCCUCAUCCUUGCUUGAUUUGUUCUCAGUUGCAAUUUGGUGUUUGGUGGCAUUUCUUAUUUCAAUUCUAAAUAUAUCAUUUAUUUGUUUUUAUGUA